This is a messenger RNA of Xiphias gladius (swordfish), 3188 nucleotides long. RefSeq lists its product as uncharacterized. Gene Ontology annotation, cellular component: plasma membrane; intracellular membrane-bounded organelle. NCBI's taxonomy places the organism in Eukaryota, Metazoa, Chordata, Actinopteri, Istiophoriformes, Xiphiidae. The record is from RefSeq and is a predicted model, not a curated record. The transcript is spliced from 11 exons. Gene Ontology annotation, molecular function: phosphatidylinositol bisphosphate binding; GTPase activator activity. Gene Ontology annotation, biological process: positive regulation of GTPase activity. Bases 560 to 1621 code for a protein of 353 amino acids.
CUCAGGCUGACCGGGGAAAGGGAAAGGCUCUCAGCCAGCAGCCUCUUUUGAGGAGCCCUUAAGCAAGGCACGGAGCCCCAAACUGCUCUCGUAGGGGCAAAGACUACGCUCUGCCUUUGUGUUUGAUUUGAAGGUGGUGGCGGUUGAGUUUAAACACUGGAUCCGGACGGGACGGUGUUUGAAAACAAACUUCACUUCAGUUUUCAAAGUGUGAGAGUAAAUAUCGAAGUGAUGUCACCUGUGGUUGAUAAAGGGUUUUGCCAACAUGAGACUCCUCUGCACAUGUAUGAUGAAUUCCGUGUAUUCUCAGGAACCGUUCCUAGCCCUGAAAUAAUUUGUGGAUUUAUCAAUAAGUCUAUUGCUAGAAAAUUAAUUAACCCACAAUUCCGAUGAUCAAGUAACGAUUUGAACCAUUUUCAGAGCAGAGUCCUCCGGACCAGUUUCUACAAUGUGAGGGUUCGCUGGCUUCCUCUGAUAUCGCCGAUUCAAAUGUGUUUGAAUUCUUGUCUGGACAAAACUAGCAAAUUGAAAAUGUCACCUCAGAGUUUCCCCAAGGUGAAUGGUGAGCAAAGGUGAUCCCGGGUGGGGCUCCUGCUCCCUGGGGGUGUUCAUCUGUCUGGCCUGCUCGGGGAUCCACCGCAACAUCCCCAACGUCAGCAAGGUCAAGUCCCUGAGCCUCUCCCGCUGGGAAGACCACGAGAUGCAGUUCAUGGCUGAAAAAGGAAAUGAGCUGAUGAAGAGUAAAUAUGAGGCUGCUGUUCCAGUCUACUACUACAAACCGACCCACAAAGACUGUCAGGUGUUGAGGGAGCAGUGGAUAAGAGCGAAGUACGAGAGGAAAGAGUUCUCCGGGCCGGGGAGGAAUUUCACGUACGAGGAAGGAACUAGAGAUGGCUUGUUGAUGAAGAGGGGGCGGGACAACGGGCAGUUCCUGAGCAGGCGAUUCGUCCUCUCUGAGAUAGAGGGGACUCUGAAGUACUUCACCAAAUAUGACGCCAAGGAGCCCAAAGCUGUGAUCAAGGUGGACACCAUAAAUGCAACCUUCCAGCCCGAGAAGAUAGGAAACCCCAACGGCCUGCAGAUCACCUACCUCAAAGACUACAGGACCCGCAACAUCUUCGUCUACCAUGAAAACGGCAAGGAGAUUGUAGACUGGUUCAAUUCAAUUCGUGCAGUUCAGCUUCACUAUCUGAAGGUGGCCUUCCCUGGGGCGACAGAUGCUGAGCUGGUACCCAAACUUACCCGGAACUUUCUGAAGGAAGGAUACAUGGAAAAGACAGGUCCCAGGCAGACAGAAGGCUUCAAGAAACGCUGGUUCACUCUGGACCACAGGCGACUCAUGUACUACAAAGAUCCACUGGACGCCUUUGCCAAAGGUGAAGUCUUCUUGGGGAGCAGGGACCAUGGUUACAACGUCUCCCCCGGAUUGCCCGCUGGCACCCACUGCAAUGGCGCCUGGCAACACGGUAUCACCAUAGAAACACCUGACCGCUGCUUCCUGUUUACUUGCGAGAUGGAGAGUGACCAGCAGGAUUGGGUGAAACACUUCAACGAUGUAAUGAAUGCUCCAAUGUCCCCUCAGGAGUACACAAUGGAGGCCAUGUUCAAGCACAGGCCCUGAUGGACCAGGGGCCUACGGGACCACCUCCUCUCCUCUCAGUCCAUCACCAAUCUGACACAUCAGUUAUGACUCCUUUAGUACUUCCGGGAACCUUGACUUCGCUUACAUGGUAACACUGAAGCUUGUUGCUGGUAAAGAAGUUAAGAAUACAAACAAGAGGACCAAGGCAAUAUUAAUUGGUAAAUUAAAAAUAAGUAUUGCCAAAAGAAAUAUGAAUACAUUGGUUUAUUUGUCAGCAGGAUUAUGCAGAAACGACUGAACCGAUAUGCACCAAACUUGGUGGAGAGCUGGGGCACGGGCCAGGGACGAACCUAUUCAAUUAUGUGCAGAUCUGGUUAACGGGGCAAAUCCAGGAAUUAUUUUUAAUCACUUUCCUUAACAUUGCCAAACAGCAUGUUUUCAGCAUUUUCAUCAAAAUUUGGCCUUGGCGGAGGUGAGCGCUCAAACGAGUGCCAUUCUCGUUUGAGUUUUCUCUGGUGACAUCUUUGGCAGUUCAUGGCUGUGGUGUUUCUGCACUGCGCUUCCAAGGGAUCACUUUCCAGUCAAACACUCUGGGCAGUACUAUAACAUAUUUUAUUUUGGAUUUUAUGUAGCUCAUGUUUAUGGCACUCUUGGUCUGUUUUGACAAGGUGCCUGUUGCCCAUGCUAAUUAUAAAUGUGAACGUAAAAUCACAACACUUCCAGUGUGACGAUUUGAUUUUUUUGUCAUCGUGAAGAGAUGUGGUGGAAAUUUUGUAAGUUUAUUCUAUAGUCAAUACAAGAUUUAAGAAAAAGGUAUUGUUAAGGUAAAGUGCCUUGGUCCUCCUGUAUCAAGUAUUUUAUGUAAGUGCGAUAUGAUGAUUGGGUAAUAGUGGUAAGGCACACACACUCAAAUGGGUCAAACUGGUACAGAAAACAGUUGUAUCUGUGGUGGAUUCCGAAUUCCCUUUCAAUUUCUUCUUUUUCUUGGCUGUUUGAUGUAACCUCUAUAACUGCUCUCAUGACAAAAAACACUGACAAACAGCAAGAGUAUUGCAGCCCAGUUUAAGUGCUGUAUCAUGCUGCACAUGCUGUUUCAGUUCUGAAAGUCAAAAAGAGUUUGUUUUCCUUUUAACUUCAAUGAACGAAUAUCUUCUGACACACUACAGUGCAGUUUACAUCGUGGAUUCAGCAAGACUUUUAUGGUUUUGCGUUUUCUUCAACGAACAGGCAGAUGCUGAUUUUGUAUGUAGUUUUUGAGACAUGAGUGCAGCUAUUAAAGAUGUAUUUGAAAGACUGUAUGGGAGAUUUGUAAAUGUAGUGGGAUAAAAAAGGUGGAAACACUGCAAGCCAGUACAUGGUCUAACAGCACCUCCAUGUGGCAUACAGUACACAAGUCUUUGUUAAAACAAAUAAGAAUUCCCUUAGUAAGUUAUCUUUUCCUUGUUUUUAUAGCUAUCAAACAACCAUUUGAUAUGUUGUAGUGGUAUUUUUUUUCUUUUCUAUUUUUUAGUUUAAGAGGUAAACGCAUCCUGUGUUGAUUUGGUUUUAAAGGAAUUUCACAUGAUUUUAAAGGCAUUUCUAUGCUUGACCAUAGCUGACUAAUAUA